GAGUAGUUUCUGCGGUUUUACGAGCCUUUGUUCUGUCUGCAGGAUAGUUAUCCAUUCACAGGAGAAAGAAAAUGCGGAUCCAGAUUAUAUCCCCAUCAACAGUCGCUUUAAAUGUGUGCAAGAGGCAGAAGAAACUCUACUGAUUGAUAUAGCUACAAACACAGGCUGUAAGGUCCGGAUUCAAGGUGAUGAGACAGCGGAGCGGCUCUUUGAAAUCCCUGAUGAGGAGCAUUGCUUAGGAUUCCUUUCGGAGGUGCAGAGCAUACAGGAGGCCCACCUGAAAGCUUCUCUUCCUGAACCUAAGGACUCGGCCAGCUGGCGUCAGGUGGAGAAGAACCUUCCAGGUCCAUCACAGACCUCUUCUUCGGGAGCUCUGGGAUUUGAGGAUGACUUCAACGCUCUAAGCCUUGAAGAGAGAAGAAACAUGCAAAACCACCACCCAGGAUCUCGGCGGGAACCCCCACCUCCUCCUGUGCCUCAAAACAGGCAAUUUCACCGAGAGAGAGAAGGUGCGUCAAGAGACCAGCCAAAAGUGACCAACACGAUGCGCAAAAUGUUCCUUCCCAGCACCCAGUCAGGGCAAAGAGAAGGCCUCAUCAAACACGUGCUCGCCAAGAAAGAGAAGGCGUACGUCAACCUUCACAACUUCAGGUUUUUUGUGGGAACGUGGAACGUGAACGGGCAGUCUCCAGACAGCAGCUUGGAACCCUGGCUGGUGUGCGACACGGAGCCUCCAGACUUCUACUGCAUUGGGUUCCAGGAGCUGGACCUCAGCACAGAGGCUUUUUUCUACUUGGAGUCUGUAAAGGAGCAAGAGUGGAAGGCUGCUGUGAAGAAAUCCCUGCACCCUCAGGCUAAAUACAAGAAGGUGCAAAUGGUCCGUCUAGUCGGGAUGAUGUUGCUCAUCUUUGCUAAGGAGGAUCACCUGGGCAGUAUCAGAGAGAUUGUGACGGAGUGUGUGGGCACGGGAAUCAUGGGAAAGAUGGGCAACAAGGGCGGUGUGGCAGUGAGGUUCGUGUUCCACAACACGACCUUCUGCAUCGUCAACUCCCACCUCGCUGCUCACGUGGAGGACUUUGAGCGACGCAAUCAGGAUUAUAAGGACAUCUGCGCCCGGAUGAGUUUUGAAACCCCAGAUGAUAGUCUACCUCAGCUCAACAUCAUGAAACACGACGUUGUCAUCUGGCUGGGAGACUUGAACUACAGGCUCUGUCUCCCUGAUGCCAGCGAAGUGAAAAGUCUUAUCAGUAAGAAUGAGCUUCAGAAAUUGCUGACGUACGACCAGCUGAAUAUCCAGCGCACUCAGAAGAAAGCAUUUGCAGAUUUCACCGAGGGAGAGAUUAGAUUCAUCCCCACCUAUAAAUAUGACUCUAAAACAGAUCGCUGGGACUCCAGUGGAAAGUGUCGUGUGCCAGCGUGGUGUGAUCGCAUCCUUUGGAGAGGAGGCAACAUCAAUCAGCUGCGGUAUUCCAGCCACAUGGACCUGAAGACUAGUGACCACAAACCAGUCAGCGCCCUUUUCCGCAUCGGGGUGAAGGUUGUGGAUGAGCAGAAGUAUCGGAAGUUGUUUGAAGACAUUGUUCGUUUAAUGGACAGAAUGGAGAAUGACUUUCUUCCUUCGCUGGAGCUAAGCAGGAGAGAAUUUGAGUUUGAGAAUGUGAAGUUCCGCCAACUGCAGAAGCAGAAGUUCCAGAUCACCAAUAACGGGCAGGUCACCUGUCACUUCUCCUUCAUCCCAAAGCUCAAUGACACCCAUUACUGUAAGCCGUGGCUUCGGGCUGAGCCCUGUGAAGGUUACCUGGAGCCAGAAGAGAGCACGGACAUCUCCCUGGACGUGUACGUCAGUAAGGACUCGGUAACCCUUCUGAACUCUGGCGAGGAUAAAAUUGAGGAUAUUCUUGUCCUUCACUUGCACCGAGGGAAGGACUAUUUCCUUACAAUCAGUGGAACCUACCUGCCCAGCUGCUUCGGCACCUCCCUGGAGGCCUUGUGCCGCAUGAGGCGACCCAUCCGAGAGGUUCCAGUCACCAAACUCAUUGACCUGGGAGAAGACAGCUUCUUAGAAAAG
Apaloderma vittatum (bar-tailed trogon) is the source of this 2068-nucleotide messenger RNA. RefSeq names its product oculocerebrorenal syndrome of Lowe (gene OCRL). NCBI's taxonomy places the organism in Eukaryota, Metazoa, Chordata, Aves, Trogoniformes, Trogonidae. The annotation marks the transcript as partial. The record is from RefSeq and is a predicted model, not a curated record. The transcript is spliced from 17 exons. Gene Ontology annotation, cellular component: cytoplasm; membrane. Gene Ontology annotation, molecular function: phosphatidylinositol-4,5-bisphosphate 5-phosphatase activity; inositol phosphate phosphatase activity. Gene Ontology annotation, biological process: phosphatidylinositol dephosphorylation.